This is a messenger RNA of Sceloporus undulatus (fence lizard), 1885 nucleotides long. It is a transcript of the gene GDF2, whose product is annotated as growth differentiation factor 2. Lineage: Eukaryota; Metazoa; Chordata; Lepidosauria; Squamata; Phrynosomatidae. The transcript is spliced from 2 exons. Gene Ontology annotation, molecular function: cytokine activity; growth factor activity. Gene Ontology annotation, cellular component: extracellular region. Gene Ontology annotation, biological process: SMAD protein signal transduction; BMP signaling pathway. The coding region runs from base 325 to 1587 and encodes 420 amino acids. The record is from RefSeq and is a predicted model, not a curated record.
AGAGGAACAUAGAUUCUUUUCUGGGUGUUAUGUGCUUCUACAGACCAUAUGUGCUUGUCUGAUGUUUACAGAAUCUUCAUUAGUGAAGAGUGUUAAUAGAUAAGAAACUGAAAUGUAGCAUGAGUGGUCAAGAUAAGGGCAAGUGUAUGACCAAUCUGCUUGAUGAUUUCCAAGGGGCUAGAGGCUGGGGAAAAACACACUGCAGUACAGCUUUAGAAAGUGGUCAGCCAUUAGUAUUCCAUGCUUGCACCUCAGACUUUAACUGGCUUGCUUUCCUGGAGCAUUGUGGCCUUUUCCCUCAUUUGAAAAUAGGUUUCAUGAAAAAUGUAUUAUUUGGGGGCCUUGGCUCUUCUGAACAUCAUCAUUCAUUUGACAAGUGGGAAAUCCAUGGAAGACCGGGACACAUUACUUACAACCCCAAAUUCUCAUGAACACUCUGAUGACAUUGGGAAUGUGGAGGGAGAAGCCCAAUUUGACUUUAAGGCCUUCCUGGAGAACCUGAAAGCUGAACUCCUGAGGAAUUUGAAUUUAUCAGAGGUACCUUCAGAAGAGAAGAUGAAAGAGGAACCACCCCAAUUCAUGAUUGAUUUGUAUAAUAGUUAUAGCAAGGACAAGUCUUCCAGCCCCAUAUCCAAUAUUGUGCGCAGCUUCAGUCCUGAAGAUAUUGCUUCUCUUUCUUUACUUGAAAUGAAUCAACUUCAGAAGUGUAUUUUGCUGUUCAAUGUCUCCAUCCCCUCACAUGAGGAUGUCACCAGAGCUGAACUCAGAAUCCACAUUGUAUGUCAGAAGGCAACAGAUUGUUUUUCUCAUUUUAAAGGAACUAUAGCUGUCUAUGAUGUCCUUGAAUUAAAUAAUUGGGAGAAAUCCAAUAAUCUCAAAUCCUUACUAGUCUCAAAGGAAAUCAAAGAAUGUGGUUGGAUGAUGUUUGAUAUGUCUAGCACUGUGAAAAGAUGGGUCAAGGCAGAAAAAACAAUGAGUACCAAUCAGCUGGAGAUCGUAAUAGAGAGUCAUGUUCAAAGUGAUCUUAUCUAUGGGAAUGCAUACAUCAGUGUAACACCUGACCCCAACCAUUUGCCCUUGCUGAUAGUAUUUUCCAAUGAUCCUAGUAACAGAAUCAAGGAGAACAAUGAGGAACUUGAAGAAAUGAUGGUGCAUGAACAGGAAAGCAUGCUUAAAAAUUUAGUAAAGAGCAACACUGCCCACAAACAGAAUGCUUUGUCCAUUAAUGGAAUCCACCAUCUUCUAUCCAGAGGCAAACGAAGUGCUGAACUUAACCACUGUCGGAGAACCUCUCUCCAUGUAAAUUUCAAAGAAAUUGGCUGGAAUUGGAUAAUUGCACCUCAAGAUUAUGAGGCAUUUGAAUGCAAAGGGGGUUGCUUCUUUCCUUUGACUGAUAAUGUCACACCAACCAAACAUGCUAUUGUCCAGACCUUGGUGCACUACAAGAAUCCCAAGAAAGCUGCAAAAGCCUGUUGUGUCCCAAUUAAGCUGGAUGCAAUUUCCAUGCUUUAUAAAGAUGAUGCUGGGACCCCCACUCUGAAAUACCAAUAUGAGGGGAUGAAAGUAGCGGAAUGUGGCUGUAGGUAGUAUCGAGGACCUCUCCACAAUUUAAACAUGACAUCACGCAUACAGCUCUUUGUAUAGAAUGUCAUUUGCUUGUAAAUAAAUGGCAGAUUAUGAAGGGUGCUGGAUUUCAGCUUCAAUUCCUACUGAGUUUCUUGCUCUCUCCCCUUAUCCUGCCUCUUCCUCUUCUCACCCCCACUACAUUGUGUGUGUAUUUUACAGCUACAGCUGAAUAACUCUCCUCUGAACCUACCCAUGGUACUAGUAGUUAUUAAAAAUGUAAGAUUGUAAUGUAGUAUUACAUAAUAAAACAUUGUUGAGA